GGGCUGCUGAUGAGAGAGAGAGAAAGAGCCGUCGUGGACGCGCCGGCCUGUGUGUUGGUGUUGGUGGUGUUAGUGUUGGUGGUGGUGUAUGUGGGAGCAGGAGGAGAGACUCUGCAGUGUCUUGGCAGCUGCAUUAGUGCAUCUCCCACCGUCCGCGAUGCCUCCACGGCCAAUGCCUGCCUCCUCCGCGUCCACUCGACAACACAGACCGACAUGAACUGAACCGCCCGGACGUUCACACCAGCUCGCCGUAUGCCCCGGAGACAGUCCGGAGAGCUUCAUUCACGCACCGAAAACGCCGUGACGAGACUUGUUAAUGGAAAAUGGCGAUAGGCAAAGGGUCUUGCAGCAUCGUCUGCUUGGUAUCUAUCCAGAUUAUCUUGAUUUUCAGCGCAUCGUGGCCUGGAGCGGCGGGUCUCACGUUCCCCCAGCAAUACACGAUAAUGCACUGGGCCAGGCGUAUCGAGCAGGAGAUUGACAGAGUCUUUCAGCACAUCACUGGAGCUCAGCAGUUGAAAGGGAUAUACAAUGAAGAGAGACGACGGUUUAGUCUUGUGAAGAAUCAGCCUCGGAAGAUUGUGGAGAAGGUGGCCUCAGACAUAGAGAAACUCCUGGCUAAGAAGCGCAAAGCACUUGAUAGGUUAGCCAGUGAAGCAGAGCGGCUCCAGCGAGAGCAUCUAUGGCAGGAUGGUAUCAAGGAGCUGGACAUGGCUUAUUAUGACUCAAAGGCAGAGCUGGAUUAUUAUUCCAUGGAUGGAGAAGGAGAGGUGGAAAAUCCUUCGCACAUCAAGCUGGAGUUUGUGUAUGAUCCAAACUUCAAGAAUAAUGUCAACUAUUCGUACACAGCUGUUCAGAUUCCCACAGAUAUUUAUAAAGGAGCUCCAGUCAUUCUAAAUGAGUUGAACUGGACGCAGGCGCUGGAGAAAGUGUUCAUGGAGAACAGUCAGGAGGAUCCAUCAUUGCUGUGGCAAGCGUUUGGGAGUGCGACGGGAGUCACUCGCUACUACCCAGCCACACCUUGGAAAGCCCCUGAUAAAAUCGACUUGUAUGACGUCAGGAGGAGGCCGUGGUACAUCCAGGGAGCCUCAUCCCCCAAAGAUAUGGUCAUUCUUGUUGAUGUGAGCGGCAGUGUCAGUGGACUCACCCUGAAACUGAUCAAAGCGUCAGUAAUGGAAAUGCUGGACACUUUGUCUGAUGAUGACUACGUCAACGUGGCCAGGUUUAACGAGAAGGCCGAGGCUGUGGUUCCCUGCUUCAAACAUCUCGUCCAGGCUAAUGUACGCAACAAAAAGAUCUUCAAGGAUGCAGUGCAGCAAAUGCAGGCUAAAGGCACCACUGACUACAAGUCUGGAUUUCAUUUUGCCUUCAACCAGCUGUUAAAUAAGACAAAUGUCCCUCGGGCCAACUGCAAUAAAAUAAUCAUGCUAUUUACCGAUGGAGGAGAGGACAGAGCUCAGGAUGUCUUCAUGCAAUACAACUGGCCCAACAAAACGGUUCGAGUUUUCACCUUUUCUGUGGGUCAACACAACUAUGAUGUCACACCUUUACAGUGGAUUGCAUGCACCAAUAAAGGUUACUAUUUUGAGAUCCGUUCCAUCUGUGCUAUAAGGAUUAACACCCAGGAGUACCUGGACGUGCUGGGACGCCCCAUGGUCCUGGCAGGCAGCGAUGCCAAGCAGGUUCAGUGGACCAAUGUGUAUCAGGAUGCUUUGGGUCUUGGCAUGGUAGUAACUGGGACUUUGCCUGUAUUUAAUCUCACCAUGGAUGGAAACUCACAGAAUCAGCUGAUAUUGGGUGUCAUGGGAGUCGACGUGCAUCUGGACGAGAUAAAGCGACUAACACCACGGUACAAUCUUGGAGCCAAUGGAUACAUAUUUGCCAUUGAUCCAAAUGGAUAUCUUCUCCUUCACCCUAAUCUUCAGCCAAAGCUUGUGAACCUCCCUGAGCCUGUGACACUGGACUUCCUGGAUGCAGAGGUGGAGGAUAGCAAUAAAGAAGAGAUCCGGCGGCAAAUGAUUGAUGGAAAACCAGGUGAAAUGCAGGUCAAAACUCUUAUCAAGUCGAUUGAUGAGCAAUACAUCGAUGAGGUGUACCGGGGCUACACAUGGACUCCUAUCAACGGUACAGAUUACAGUCUUGGUCUGGUAUUACCCCCCUACAAUGACUACUACAUCCAGGCAGACCUGAGUGAUGUGAUGCUACAGCUCCAGUAUAUGCAGUCGUUGCUGCCCAGCUCCUUUGAAUCCUCAGGUCAUGUGUUUCUGGCUCCAAGGGAAUACUGCAAACGUCUGCAUCUGUCCGACAACAACACCCAGUUUCUGCAGAACUUCCUCUCACUCAUGCUGGACAUUUCCCCAGAAUCUGAUGAGUGUGACCAAGGCCUCAUCCACAACCUGAUUUUGGAUUCUAGGAUUAUCGGGCAGCUGGCCUCUCGUGUUUGGAAGAACAAAGACUUGAAUUCGUAUGGCUUCCUGGCUGUAUUUGCGUCCACUGAUGGAGGAAUAACACGUGUUUUUCCUAACAUGGCUGCUGACUUAUGGGAUGAGGAUCCUGAACCCUUCAAUUCCAAUUACUACAGACGGAGCCUCGACAACAAAGGUUACAUGUUCAGAGCUCCAUCGAGAUCCUCGUUGGACGACCCUGCAGCAGCAGAAAAUGGCACCAUUGGAAUUCUGGUUAGUUCAGCUGUUGAGGUUAAUUUAGGAGGCAAACUGCUCAAACCUUCAGUGGUUGGAGUGAAGCUGGACUUGGAAGCGUGGGUGGACAAGUUUAAGAUCCUGGCUAGCAACGUGUCAGACAGUCGGCAGGGCUCACACAAGUGUGGACCAUCCAGAAGUUGUGAGAUGGACUGUGAAGUCAACACCGACGACCUCCUCUGCUAUCUCAUUGACGAUGGUGGCUUCCUGGUGAUGUCCAAUCAGAGAGAUCACUGGAAAAAGAUUGGUCUUUUCUUUGGUGAUGUGGACCCUUACCUGAUGCACGCACUCUACAACAACUCAAUCUUCACUCGCCGUCAGUCUUUCCACUACCAGUCUGCAUGUGAACCAAUCAGCAGCAGCCACACCGGUGCAGCACCCAGGGGCAUCUUUGUACCGUCCAUCGCUGACAUCCUCAGCUUGGCCUGGUGGACAUCCACAGUGGCAUGGUCUGUGACCCAGCAGCUACUGUAUGGACUGGCGUACAACAGCUGGCUCUACCAAGAUGAUGUCCUGGUUGAAGGUUUCGAGACGAGGGAAAGCAGCUGUGUGACCAUCCAAAGCCAGUUCUACUUUACAAACACCACCAACUCCUAUAACGUGCUGCAGGACUGUGGAAACUGCUCACGGCUGUUCCAUGCGAAACGGAUAGAAAGCACCAACCUCCUCUUUGUGGUCGCUGAGACGCUUCCCUGCAGCUCAUGUGAGAUAGAGAGAUUGACACAGGUCAGGACAGAGUUUCAGGAGGAGAAUCCAUGCGAAGUACUGAGCAACGCACGAUAUCGUAAAGGCCCGACUUCCUGCUUUGACUACAGUGCCUUAGAAAACACGUCAGAGUGUGGACGGGGUCAUGCUCUGCAGUCCUCCAUAGGAGUCUCUUUAUUCAGCUUAUUCUGCCUCUUUUUCAUCUCUGACACUUGCAAACACUCUAACUGACAUCUUUCAUCUCUUUGGGUUUAGGCUCGGAUCUACUGAAGGUUAGAUCAAACAGAAACUGCAAAAUUUUUCUUUUUUGAUUUACAAACGGCCCACAGUGCAUUGGUGCUUGGGGGAAAAAUAAUGGCUCAGCUCUUAGUGUUUUUUGCCUUAUUGCUCAUGCAUUUGUUGGUGUUUCAGGGCUCGAGUGCAAAAUAUAGGAAGAGAAUGUGUUGAGUGUGCAUGCUACUUAAACUAGGACAAGCAUGUUUAAAAUUUCUGCACACAGGCUCAGCCAUGUAAACGAUUACCAAAAAGUCAGGGAGGAAACUGAGAUGUACUUUUAACAGGCCAAUAUAUAAUAGACAGCUACAGUUAUAGGUUUGAUUAAGGUGGUGAAAUUAUAAAAGAUCUAAAAACUCAGUUGGAUUCAAUUGCUUUGUGGUACAAAGCGAUAUUUAUUAUAUAAGUAAAGACGCAAUACCGAACAGUACAAAUACAAGCAAAAGUGAAUGGAAGUAUUAGCAUCAAAAUUAACAGCAGAAAGGACCCUUUCUCACCAUAUCAUGCACUAUAUUAUCAGAUUAUUAUUGCUGAUGUACAUGUUGGAGCAUUUUAGUGUUGUUGCUUAUCAAGAUAAUUUCCACUACUUUGUAUACUGUUGAGUAGUUUUAUCUACAACAAUCAUUCUCAGUAUUUACUACAGUAGCAGUAGAAGCAUUAAAGUGUUUACAAUCAGUCUUUCCCACCAAACCAGCUUGUAUUCUUGAGGUUUAACAAACAGGUUGAAAGCAUUUCCUGACACAUUAAAAAGUAGGAUUUAAAAACAAAUGUAUAUGCUUUGUGUACAUCCAUGUUUACUUGCUAACAGUUUUCUUCUGCCCUACAUUCUCUGGUCACCUGCCAGCUUGCAAAACGGGGACCUACUUACAAAAACAUUGCGCCAUAGCACUUUAAGCUACUUUAAGUAGCAUAAAAUGGAAUUACUUGUGUAAAGAACAAAAAACCUCAACACUGUACCCAAGUAUAGUACUUGAGUAAAUACUUAGUUACUUUCCAUCACUGAAAAUACACAGCUGAGUGAUAUAACAACUUUGUACAGACAGUAUUCUGAGUUUUUAGAUCUUUCAUUGUUACUGUGGUUCAUUAGAUGAGGCCCACCUCAAUAGUUAAUAUGGAUUUACAGUUUUCAUACAACUGCAGUGUAAAGCUAUCCAAGACGUUUACACAACAGACAUCUUUACAUUAAUCUAACUGCAUGAACAUGUAAACAAACAGACAGAAUCUGCUGCUGGUUGAGCUUCACUCUCUUCUGUAGUUUUCUCAGACUCUGCUGCUUCUGGCAACUUCUGCUUUUGUUGGCUUUGUGAAAUUCAAAAUGAAUUGUCUGCGCCAGUUUUCAUUUGCAUGGCCAGUCCUAGAAAAAGUAUUUGCACAAUAAAGGAGCUCCUGCACCUACAGCAGUUUUUACAUUAUAUAAGAUCCGGGCCUUAACCUCACAUUCACUUCAGUGUCUUUCAAUCCACCUCUGACCUUUGCCAAGACAGCUUCAGGACUAAAAGGUGUAUCAUACAUGACAACGACCAAGAAUGACUUCCCUCUGCCGUCUCAAGUACGCCCUGUCUUUUAAAUCUUUAAAUCUAACCAUAUUUCAGACAGAAUUUAGAUGUAUUUUUUCCCCCUAAAAAUAUUUUCUUAGAGCACUUUGACGUAUAGGACAACAGGUGAGAAAAGCCAAUAAGAUGAGAGAUACCAAUGUUAGACCUCCAGCAAGAUUUUGUGACUUUUCACAACACAUAUCAGUGGUGAAAUGUCUGUGUAGUUUCAUUGUUAAAGUCAAGGUUUGUUUUGUUGAAAUGUUUCCACAGAGACUCUGUAUGAUCUUGAAGUGCUUCCAGUUGAUAAGAAGUGUAAAACCAGACUAAAACAGACCAAAAAAGGACAAUACUGCUGUCAUAAUUAAAUUCUUUAUUCUAGUCCUAAUUAUCAUGACCACAAUGUAUCAUGCAUUUCCAGUAAUUUCCAUGCAGUGUUAUCUGUGUAGUCGUACAGCACAAAACACGCACAGGCGUCAGUGUGUGUGGCCAACAUGUUUUUAAAACAUAUUACAUCAGUUAGUAAUUAGUGAUUGAGGGGAAGCUCUCUGUCCCUUUUUUGUAUCUUGUAUUAGCACUAUUUGUCAAACCUGAAUUUAUGCACUUAUGUAUGCUUCUGUAUGGGGAAUGUAGCUUCUGAACAGCUUUCGGUGUUAUCAAUAUGUUAUCAGUCUGUGAUCCUUUUUGACCCUCUGUUGAGAUUCCCCUGAAGUCUCUUUAAAAGUGAUGAUUCACUGUGGAAGAAUAUUUAAAUUUUUAUCAUGCAUACCUCAUACCUGAUGACAUCUAAAAUGUCUGCCCAGUACUGCAUGUAGUGUUGCACUUAAAAUGUUUGUAUAGUUUAUUUAGUCUAUGUCAGGGAUGUAGAUGUGGAUACAGGCGUACAGGUUGAACCUUGACCCCAUAGUACAAGAAGUAAUACACACAACAUAUAUUAGGGCUGUAAAUUAUUUUCAUUAUCGAUUGUUCUGGCCAUAAUUUUCUCAAUUAAUCGACACUUGUUUUGUGUGUAAAAUGGGAACAAAAUAAUGAAAAAUGCUUCUCACAGUUUCCCAGAGAUCAGACUGACAUCUUUAAAAGAUUUGUUUUGUCUGAACAACUGCACGAACCCCAAAAAUAUUCAAGCAUCAAACCAUCACACUGCACAAGCUGGACCAAGCAAAUGGUUAAUUGAUAAUCGAAAUAGUCGAUCAACUAAUAGUGUAAUUGUGUCACAUAUAUUUUAUGUAUAAAGUUCUGUAGUUGUAAGGUACAGUUCAAAGAGUGAGCAGGGUGUUCAGUAGCUGUUUCUGCUAAAGUCUUACAAACAAGGCUAUAGCAUAUGUAAUGUUAAAACAUAAAAUGUGUUCAUUAGUAUGCUUUUCUAAAGACCCCCUUCACUUUUAAGUUUUCACAUCACACAAAUCACAUACAGUUGUGAUGUCACAAAUUCUGUUCUUACAGAUGUUUUAAAAUCAGAUUUAAGGUAAGCAUGGUGAAACUUUCAUCCUUCAGCAGAUUAAUAUGAAAACUUUUUUUAAUGUCACACUCUGCCCAUACAUCAUUCUGCACAGUGAAGGUCAAACAGCCAAGUAGAGUAAACACAUUUUGGAAUCGAGGGGGACUUAAAUUAUUCAAACUAAUUUGAAUGAAUAAGAAAGUAAAGAGUUGUGCAUGAUAAAAUCCUGGAAACAUUUUCCCACAAUGAUUCAUCAGCCCCUGAUGUCUUUUUUGUUUUAUCAUUUGAUCUGAUUAAGGAGUUAAUGGUGGAUAUUUUUAAAAAGCUUUUUUGACAAAAUAUUUGUAAAAUGCUGUUUUUCUCCGUCUGCCUGGUGUUCCACCCUUGCAGUGCCUUGUUGCACUCAUUCUGGAUGGCAGGAACGUUUGGAUCUUAGACGUGUGGACGUUCAUCCUGCAGACCGUGUGAAAGACACACUUGAAUUUCGAGGGUUGCAAUGGUUCAACUCUGAAUGGACUUCUCGGUCAGGGAACAAAAAAAGAUGCUCUUCAUGAACUUGUGAAACCUUUUUUAAAGGAGCACCACGCAGUUGUGAAAGAGCACGACAGAAGUGUGUCAAGCAGCCGGCCUCCCUUCCUGCCUUCUCAUGGACAGAUGUGUGUCAAAGCUGCCCUUCUGCUACGUGUUGUUUAUCUCUACACUGUGGUUCAGCCUCGAAUCAAAGCACAGACACUGUCCAUUUUUCAUAGAUUUACUCCGUCCCAUCUGCACACUGUAUAUUCUAUAUUUGAAGCCUGUCGGAAACAUGUACUUUUCCAUCAGGACUGACUGAAACGAGUGAAUGUUUAUGUACAGUAUUACCUGCUGUUGUGCAUCUCUGCUGUACCCGAGCAUGGUGGGGACCGGAGAAGCAGAUUAAAGCUCAACACUGUUUGGAGACCUCAGCAAAAACACUGAUUAAAAAAAAACAAAAAACAGACCAAAACAAAAAGCUUUUAUUGGGAGACCUGCAGUAUUAACUUUAGGUCGUAUUGCAUCAUUCAAACAACAUUGUUGUACAUUGACGGAAAGACAUUUUGUGAAACUCUUUAUAGCCUACAAUAUAUUACUACUGUUGAGGUCAGUGUUGUAGUUUUGUUUAAAAUUACCGGUAUUUAUUUGCAUGAUAUUUUAAACAAUUUACAGAUUUGUGUAUAUAGUCUGAUGGAUAUUUUACAUUCCUGUCCACAUCCAGCUCUCCAGUCCUGUGGGGAGAAACGGAGGCGCCCUCUGUGGAUAUUUGGGGUGAUGUGGAGGCCUCUGAGCUCUUUGCUGUGUGUAAACUCACGAAGCUGAAAGUUUGACUUCAGUGAAGCCUACAAUAACUGUCAGUGUUUGCAAUUUAGGUCUUUUGCAGCAAGUAAAAGCACAGAGAAGUUUAGAGUUAUGAGCAACAUACUGCCUGAUUAAACUUUUGUCAUUUAUUUAGGAAAAAAGUGACAUUAAAAAACACUGGAUAUUAUUUAUGCAUUUAAAGGCUGUAUAACAAACAAAACAAGGCAGUGGCAUGUGUGGGGACACCCCUUUAUGAAUUAACUUAGUUUAUGAAAUAGAUUUAAGUGUUGCUUAUUUAAUUUGUUUAUGUAUUAUUUUAUUUAUUUGUUUAUUUAUUUGGGUAUUGUGAAUAAUACUUGUAUUGAACAGAAAGGAAUUGAAUGUGUUUGAAGCUUGCGUGGGCACACUAAGCAGUUUACAAGAAAAUUGCAGAAACAGAAAAAAAACAUAAUCUACUGUAUGUCUUUGUCCUUUUUUUAUUUACUGAGUAUCAAAAGAUGAGAAUGUUAAUGUUUUUGCUGUAACUUUGCUUUUCAUUUUGCUGACGUUGUUGUUUACUCGGGACAGUUUCCUCUCUUUGUGCCAGUCUCCAAUGCCACCUCAUUUUUGUACAGACGAUGUGAAGCAGUCAGCAGAAGAUGAAGGCCAACUUUGUAAAGAUUUUGUCAGUCACAUUACAAAAUGGAUAUUUAAAUGUUUAUAUCUUUGGUGAUUAAAUGCUAUUGAUAUUUUUCACUUCA
Molecule: messenger RNA, 8698 nt
Organism: Dicentrarchus labrax (European seabass)
Lineage: Eukaryota; Metazoa; Chordata; Actinopteri; Moronidae
Product: voltage-dependent calcium channel subunit alpha-2/delta-2-like
Exons: 38
Coding region: 324-3632 (1102 amino acids)
Cellular component (GO): voltage-gated calcium channel complex
Molecular function (GO): voltage-gated calcium channel activity
Source: RefSeq, a predicted model, not a curated record